AUAAACAAAAAAAACAAAAACAACUAAGGUACAGACAGGUGCUCGUCGUGUCUCGUCCAAGCGACACAAAGAAGACAACCUCUUGCUCUCUCGGUCUUCUUCCUCCAUCGCUCGUGUCUUGUCCAGGCGACCCAAAGAAGACAGCUAUAUUUAAACAAAGCAAUCAAAUCUUAAGCAAUGGUAAAAACCAAACAGCAGAAGUCCAAACCCAAGAAAACUCCCCAUGUGAAAAAACAGGGAAAGCAGGCCAAUAUCGUGCAGUUUCGCACUCAGCUUGAUGCAUUGGGCCUAAAAAUUAUCGAAGUGACUGCAGAUGGUAAUUGUUUUUUCAGGGGACUUGCAGAUCAGCUUGAAGGUAAUGAGGAGGAACAUGGAAAGUAUCGCAGUAUGGUGGUCCAGUAUAUAAUGAACACUCGUGAAAUGUUUGAACCCUUUAUCGAGGAUGAUGUCCCAUUUGAUGAAUACUGCCAAUUGAUGGAAAAGGAUGGCACAUGGGCUGGACAUAUGGAAUUACAAGCAGCUUCUCUUGUUACACAUAGUAAUAUAUGUGUUCACCGGUACAUGUCACCACGUUGGUACAUCCGAAAUUUUGAUCAACAUGGAGCUCGUAUGGUCCAUUUAUCUUAUCAUGAUGAGGAACAUUACAAUAGCGUGCGGUCAAAGGAUGACCCUUGUAAUGGGCCAGCUCAGCCAAUUAUAAUCAAGGUUGAUGCUGAUCUUUCAGCAACAUCUGUUCAAGCAAAAGCUGUGUCUAGCAUUAAAGCAGGAAUUGCAAAGGACAGUUUUGAUGCAGGAUCCCUUAAAUUGGUCAUGGCAGGAAGUGGUUGUGAAAAUGCUGAGAAAGUCAAACAGGUUUUACUAGAAGUUGAUGGUGAUGUUGAUGCUGCAAUAGAGUUUUUAAUAGCGGAGCAAGAAACAGAUUCCUUUUCAGCAGAAAAUAAUUCCCUUUGUUCUGACACGAAUAUUUCUGAUGAAUGUCAAGGAGAUGGUGCAGACGGCAACUGUCAACAAUACAAGGACGAGCCUGUAACAAAGACCAAUGAACAAGUUUCAUCCAAUAAUCGCACCAAACAAACCCACGAUGAUAGCAGUUCCAGAGAAAAUGGCAAGGUUUUCUAUAUAAAGAUUCCAAGAAACAAAGACUGUCCCUGUGGAUCCAAAAAGAAACACAAGGCUUAUUGUGGAGCUGUGAAGGGAAGAUUGUCUACUAAGAUUGCUGACCGAAAAGUAGACUUUAGAAAAGGUAGAAAAGAAACAAAGCACAACAAGAAAGGACAUGCUGAAUCCGUGCCAUCCAGUGGAUCUGAUGGUUGGCUGCCUGACAUGGGUGCACUUUGUAUAUGACCAUGAACUUGAUUUUAAUGUCACCCGGGAUCUACCACUUGAUGCCUGCCCCCCAUCCUAAAUGGAAAAAAAAACCCUCUGGGCAGUUCACCACCACCAAGUCAGGCAAGCUGGGUAUCUACUGCCUGCCUUAAGGUCAGUGUUAUGCCUCAGUUUGACGCUCAUGCUUUAUCCUCCACAAGUAGUCAAUAUAUCUGAAAGCAAGCACGACGCAUUCAAGAAGGGUUGUAACCAAGAAAAAGCU
Populus euphratica (Euphrates poplar) is the source of this 1588-nucleotide messenger RNA. Its product is annotated as SEC-C motif-containing protein / OTU-like cysteine protease family protein. The record is from RefSeq and is a predicted model, not a curated record. NCBI's taxonomy places the organism in Eukaryota, Viridiplantae, Streptophyta, Magnoliopsida, Malpighiales, Salicaceae. Bases 178 to 1344 code for a protein of 388 amino acids. Gene Ontology annotation, molecular function: cysteine-type deubiquitinase activity. Gene Ontology annotation, biological process: protein deubiquitination. The transcript has 12 exons.